GGGAGCCAAGCAAUGGCGCGAAACCCCAUCUUGCUUUCUCCUCAGUCCCAGGCCUGCUCCCACCUGGCAGAAUGUGACGUGGAAGGCGAGAGCAGCUCAUUCUCCAGACAGCUGGGUAGAGACUCCUCUCCACCCUGGGCCCAGGCGCCCAGCUCCAGCCCCACUGACCCCGGCUGGUUUGGGGAUGAGCACAUCGAGAUGAAGAGAGCCAGAGUGGAGACCAUUGUCCAAGGCAUCUGUCUCUCCCCCAGCCCUCUGGUGCCAGGCAGUGCCCCAGCCGGGGCCAGCACAUGCUACCUAGAGAAGGUCCCGGAGCGGAAGAGGAAGCAGAGCCACCCUGUGCAGCAAGUCCCCCUGCAGCCGGGCCCUGCCCAGAACUGGACCAACAGGAAGGGUGGUACCAGGGUGAGAGAACAACUUCACCAGCUGAAACAACAGCUAAAGUGUCUGCAAGAGCACAUCCUGCAGGCUGCUGUGCCUCAGGAUGCAGCUCAGGGGCCAGAAUACGUGGAGCCAGGGAAAGACCCUCAGAGUGGAAAGCACAGGAAUGGCUGCAGACCUCACCCCCGGACUGCCAACAGUGACCUCGGUGGGGCAGAAAAAUACAGGGUGUCUGAGGUUCAACAUCCGUCUGAGCUCAGGUCCCUUCCUUCUGGGGCACAGGCUUUUCUGGAGGUGCUGAAGAAAGAACUGACUGGGGCAGUGUCCCAGGCUGUGGACUUAGUAUUACAAAAUGUGCUGGUGGAUCCGCCCAGCCACCUGACCCAACAAGGCAGGAGCUUCCAAGCACUAGUGCCAGAGAGUAGAGGCGAACCCCUUCCUCCAGGAGGAGGUGCCUGGAAAGACCCACAUGUUCUGGCUGCCUUUUCUAGGAGGGUCCAAUCACAAGCUGGGAUCUCUUUGGGAAAUUCAUCAUUGGCCAAGGUUCUAGAUUCUCCUAGGUACUCUCUCUCUCCAAGAAGCAUCUCUAAACCCUAUCACGGACCCACAGCAAACUAUCCUUGGACGGUGCAUUCCCAUAUUCAGGAAAAUCAGACUCUUAGCCAGCUACUGGGUCAGGGACCCACUGGCCGCUGGAGCAGUGGUCCUCCCCAGGACUUGGCUCCCCAGAGGCACCCCGCCUCAGAGCCCGCCCUGCACCCUUGGGUUCUGAGCCAGCCUUUCACUGAGGCUGGUCUGGAGAGCCGGCCCCUCCUUCCCUUGGUGAAGAUGGAGCCGGGCAGCCUGCAGGCUGUACCGGAUGUACUUCCUUUUUCUUCUGUCCACAUCCAGGAAGGCCUAAACCCUGGUCACUUGAAGAAGGCCAAACUCAUGUUUUUCUUCGCACGGUACCCCAGCUCCAGCCUCCUGAAGGCUUACUUCCCUGAUGUUCAGUUCAAUCGCUGCACUACCUCCCAGAUGAUCAAAUGGUUCAGCAACUUUCGUGAGUAUUAUUAUAUCCAAAUGGAAAAAUUUGCCCGGCAAGCAAUUUCAGAUGGUGUCACAAAUCCCAAAAUGCUGGUGGUUCUCCGAGAUUCAGAACUUUUUCGAGCUCUCAAUACGCACUAUAACAAGGGAAGUGACUUUGAGGUUCCAGACUGCUUCUUGGAAAUCGCCACACUGACGUUACAGGAGUUCUUCAGGGCUGUCUCCGCAGGAAAAGACUCAGAUCCUUCCUGGAAGAAACCCAUUUAUAAAAUUAUUUCGAAACUGGACCGUGACAUUCCAGAGAUAUUCAAAUCUUCCAGCUAUCCUCAGGAGCUGUUGCAGGGCUAACAUCAAACAAAAUGAG
Molecule: messenger RNA, 1771 nt
Organism: Fukomys damarensis (Damara mole-rat)
Lineage: Eukaryota; Metazoa; Chordata; Mammalia; Rodentia; Bathyergidae
Gene: Prox2
Product: prospero homeobox 2
Exons: 4
Coding region: 13-1755 (580 amino acids)
Biological process (GO): regulation of transcription by RNA polymerase II
Cellular component (GO): nucleus
Molecular function (GO): RNA polymerase II cis-regulatory region sequence-specific DNA binding; DNA-binding transcription factor activity, RNA polymerase II-specific
Source: RefSeq, a predicted model, not a curated record